Messenger RNA from Phlebotomus papatasi, 2352 nucleotides. RefSeq names its product ARF GTPase-activating protein Git (gene Git). Lineage: Eukaryota; Metazoa; Arthropoda; Insecta; Diptera; Psychodidae. The transcript has 6 exons. The coding region runs from base 111 to 2096 and encodes 661 amino acids. The record is from RefSeq and is a predicted model, not a curated record. Gene Ontology annotation, biological process: brain development; regulation of ARF protein signal transduction. Gene Ontology annotation, molecular function: protein binding; GTPase activator activity.
CACUGUUAGAAAUAGUAAAGCAGUGAAGUGGAUGGGAGUAUUGUGAUCUGUCUUCUGGGUGAUUUUUCCUCAUUUUCUCCUGGAUUUUCCCACUCGAGUGACUCACGAGGAUGUCGCGAAUUAUCUCGCGGACUGAUGUUGAAGUUUGUGGGGAUUGUGGAGCAUCGGAUCCUGCUUGGGCGUCAAUAAACAAGGGCAUUCUUCUCUGUGGCGAAUGCUGCUCCAUCCACAGGAGCCUAGGUCGGCACAUUUCACAGGUGAAGAGCCUGAGGCAGGGGAAAUGGUCCCCGUCGGUGCUAAAUCUCGUGAACUCCCUGAACAGCCAUGGGGCCAAUAGCGUCUGGGAGCACUUGCUGAUAGACUCAGCUGCCCAGAAGCACGGAUACAAGAAGCCAACGCCAAAGGAUCCUCUGCAUUCUCUAAAAGCGGAUUUCAUUCGUGCCAAACAUGUCCAGGCGGCUUUUGUGUUACGUCCAAAUUUUGUGGAUGGAAAUGUUAAGAAUAUUGAAAGUGAGCUCAACAAGCAGCUCCAUGCUUCAGUGAGAGCGCCAAAUCUUGAAACUUCCCUUAGGCUCCUGGUUCAAGGGGCAGAUCCUAACUAUUUUCACGAGGAAAAAGGUUCAACUCCGCUCCACGUGGCUGCUAAAUUCGGCCAGCUGUCCCAAGUAGAGCUCCUUCUGAUCUAUGGAGCAGAGAUCAAGGCUCUGGACAUUGCUGGACACACAGCCAUUGAUUUAGCACGAGCUGAAAAGCACACACAGAUCGUCAACCGGCUGAUCGAAGCCAUGUACGAGGUAACGGACAGAAUCUGCAAUUUUCUCUGCAACCGAAAACCCGAUCACGCGGCCGGACAGCACAUAAUAAUCCCAGAUCAGACGCAAGGGGAGAUCUUCGAGCAGCUGAAGAUUGCCCGUGGGAAGCUCUUUCUCAUUCCCAACAAAAUGUUCGAAGAACUGGUGAUGGAUCUGUACGAUGAGGUAGAUCGGCGGGAGAAUGAAGCCAUCUGGGCAACAAGUUCGCUGAAUCCAGAAACUGGGGCAGUGCCGUUCCUUCCCACAAAUCCCCAUUUGAGUGCCACGAGGAAUCAGGGCAGACAGAAGUUGGCUCGAUUUAGUCCAACGGAAUUUGCCGGCUUCCUGACCGAUGUGCUCAUCGAUGCCAAAAGGAGGCAGAAUAUGGCCAAUCUCAGACCUCUGACCAAUGCUGUGGCAGGAGUCUCCACCAAUAAUGACAGAAAAUUGACUAUUUCCGACUCAAAUCUCUCUGAUGAUGAACCUCUGUAUGAUGCUGUGGCUUCCGAUGAUGACUACGCAGCUCUGGCUCCAAUGGGACAGACAGGCUUCGGCAGUCCACAGUUGAACAGUUCAGGUCUUCCAAAUCCAGAAAUCGAUGUGCUGAAGAAACAACUCACAGAAUCCGAGACCACAAUCAGCGAACUCAAAUCCCUGGUCCAGAAGCUAUCCACAGAGAAUUCGGAACUGAAGUCGAGGUGUGAACCGUCAUGGACAGGGACUGAUUUAAAAAUGCGAUCAGAUUCGAUGUCAAAUGACGGAAGGAUGGAGGACAAGACAGUUGGUGAGAUGAAACAGAACUUCCCAAAGCGUCCCGUGAGUAUGUUUGAGCCACGGGAGAACAACAACUACAACAAGAUUAGCGCUUCCGGAGACAAUCGGGCAGUGACAUCAAUGUACCACAUGACGAGGCUCAAUCAGUCCGACUCGACUAUCUUCCCCACGUCAGACGAAGUGAUUUGCCGUACUGACGCCAUCACGAGACGCAUCCAGGAUCUCGUGGGCGCCAUGCAGGAUCUCACCAAGAAGAACGCUUUCGUGCCGUGCGCCGAACGGAUCCAUGCAGCUGUUACGGACCUCGUUGUCAUCUUCCCAACGGCCGUGGACAACGAGGCGAUUAAGACAUCACUGUCUGAACUGACGGGAAACAUUGAGGAGAUGCAAAUCUUCUGCCAAUGCCUUCAGGAUUCUGUUGUCACUGAAAAUCACGAAGCCGUUGAUAAGUAUUUGCAGGAUGUUCGAGCGUGUGCAUUUAAUUUGGCCAAAGCCACUAAAAUGCUCGUGACUGAGUUUCAGUUGCAGUAAGUUUGAUGAUUUUGCCAUCAAUCUCUUUUAUUUUACAUUUUACUAUCCUUUUCCCCUUCCCUGGAAAUCCUCAUUUUGACAUAGAGCUAUUCAUAAAGUUUGUAAAUCAAUUCUCAAAAUUCUAAUAACAAGUUUUCUUUUCAAAAUUUUGAAUUAGAAAGCCCUUAUAAUCGUAGAAAAAUUAUUUAAAAUUAUUAUUAAAUUUGUUUGACUCGAAAAGUUUUAAUAAAAUAUUUAAGCCAGUGAUUUUAAAAAA